CUCGUUCGAACGCGCCAUGGGAGGCCUGGAACACGAGGCGCUCUCGGUGAUGGCCCCAAGGUGGGCUGCUUGAGAUCUCGAAUAGAUAUAUCAUCCACGGGCACAACGUCUUUACUCUACAUCUACCUACCUUAUCACUCUACCCUCUAGUUCCACCACUCCUUCACCAUGGGCAAAGCAAGCAAGGCUCUCAAAGGAUUCAUCGAUAAUAUCCCAGAUAGUGACCUGGAAGCACUGCCGACGUCAGCGGGAACCAUCUAUUCUGACGACAAUUUCAGGCUGGACAUGCAGGGUAUGACAAGCUCCCAAGAAUACAACCUCCAAGUCCAGAUCAACAAAGGCACCACCAUUUCAACAUUGAAAAAGUUUUCCCCUGCAACUGUUGCCGGGCCGGUCCUGGUCCCAUCUGACGAUCCAUGGUCCGCGUCGAAGAUCAGGAAUGAACUGAUUGACAACAUCUUGAUCUGAGGGCCCAUAUAGAAGGCCCUCAUGGGUUGGCGGGCUCCGCGCUCUUUCGGUAUCGCGGCGGCCAUUACCAUAGAGGAAGGACAAUUACAGGAGACUUCGGGCAUGCGGGACGAAAAACAGUUCCCACAAGCCCUUUCAUUGCCGUUGUGGCCGCGCAGAUGUCGUCGAAAAGGGCCAAUACGCCCACAUUAGCAAAUGCAGACGUAAAAGAUAAUCUUGCCUCCGCCACAUUAAUUUGAGUACAGACCCGAGAU
This is a messenger RNA of Trematosphaeria pertusa, 722 nucleotides long. RefSeq lists its product as uncharacterized. Lineage: Eukaryota; Fungi; Ascomycota; Dothideomycetes; Pleosporales; Trematosphaeriaceae. The record is from RefSeq and is a predicted model, not a curated record. The transcript is spliced from 3 exons. Bases 169 to 468 code for a protein of 99 amino acids.